AUGGCGGCGGCGGCCAGGUCCACCGCUGGCUCCGUGCUGCUGCGGAUCAUGUGGCUGGUGUGCGGGCUUUCCUUCUCACCCGCUUCUGCUCAACACUACAACAGUGACACCGGGAUAUCCGUCCCGGAACACGGUUUUUGCCAGCCCAUCUCCAUCCCGCUGUGUACCGACAUCGCCUACAACCAGACCAUCAUGCCGAACCUCCUGGGCCACACCAACCAGGAGGACGCUGGGCUUGAGGUACACCAGUUUUACCCUCUGGUAAAGGUCCAGUGCUCUGCGGAUCUAAAGUUCUUCCUCUGCUCCAUGUACGCGCCGGUCUGCACCGUGCUGGAGCAGGCCAUCCCCCCGUGCCGGUCCCUGUGUGAGCGGGCACGGCAGGGAUGCGAAGCCUUGAUGAACAAGUUCGGCUUCCAGUGGCCGGAGCGGCUCCGGUGCGAGGCUUUCCCGGUGCACGGAGCCGGAGAAAUCUGCGUGGGUCAGAACACAUCCGAGCCCAAUGGACCGGCUUCCCCAUCGUCCCCCUUUUCACCCGACCUUGUGACCCUUCCCCCAAACAUGGGCCGACCCAACGAGCGCCCUCACCAGCACAGCCCGUACCACGACUUCUCCUGCCCGCUGCAGCUGAAUGUGCCCCCCUACCUGGGCUACAAAUUCAUGGGGGUGAAGGACUGCGGGGCUCCGUGUGAGCCCACCAAGACCGCCGGCAUCAUGUAUUUCAGGGAGGAUGAGGUGAAAUUCGGGCGGCUUUGGGUCGGGAUCUGGUCCAUCCUGUGCUGUGUGAGCACCUUGUUCACAGUGCUCACAUAUCUGGUGGACAUGCGCCGGUUCAGGUACCCGGAGCGACCCAUCAUCUUCUUAUCCGGGUGUUACUUCAUGGUGGCGGUGGCUUACGCCGCGGGGUUUUUCCUGGAGGACAAAGUUGUUUGUGUGGAUAAAUUCAAGGAUGACGGCUACCGGACAGUGGCUCAGGGCACCAAAAAGGAGGGGUGCACCAUCCUCUUCAUGGUGCUGUACUUUUUCGGGAUGGCCAGCUCCAUCUGGUGGGUGAUUUUGUCCCUGACGUGGUUCCUCUCAGCCGGGAUGAAAUGGGGCCACGAAGCCAUUGAAGCCAACUCCCAGUACUUCCACUUGGCAGCCUGGGCCGUGCCAGCCGUCAAAACCAUCACCAUCCUCGCCAUGGGCCAGGUGGACGGGGACGUGCUGACCGGGGUUUGCUUCGUGGGGAUCUUUAACGUGGAUGCUCUCCGUGGUUUCGUCCUGGCUCCACUAUUCGUCUACCUGUUCAUCGGCACGUCCUUCCUCCUGGCCGGCUUCGUGUCCCUGUUCCGGAUCCGUACCAUCAUGAAGCACGACGGCACCAAGACGGAGAAGUUGGAGAAGCUGAUGGUGCGCAUCGGGGUGUUCAGCGUCCUGUACACGGUGCCAGCCACCAUCGUGAUCGCCUGUUACUUCUACGAGCAGGCCUUCAGGGAGCACUGGCAGCGCACCUGGCACAUGCACACCUGUAAGCGCUUCGCCGUGCCAUGCCCAGAGCACAACUUCGCCCCCAUGAGCCCCGACUUCACCGUGUUCAUGAUCAAAUACCUGAUGACGAUGAUAGUGGGGAUCACCUCGGGUUUCUGGGUCUGGUCCGGGAAAACCCUUCAAUCAUGGCGGAGGUUUUACAAGCGCCUUAGCAAUGGUAAUCAUGGAGAAACAACGGUGUAAGGAUUGAAAAAACCAACCACAACAAACAAAAAAAACACAAAGUUUUGGAUAUAAUUACCAUGAAAAAUGAGGUCAAAUAGCUUUCAAUGUUUUUAAAAUACUAUUUUUGGACACAUUUUGUCAUUGAAUUUUUGUGUUUUUUUUCUAUUUGUCUUGGAACACACAUCCAAAC
Scomber japonicus (chub mackerel) is the source of this 1882-nucleotide messenger RNA. Its product is annotated as frizzled-7-A-like. Gene Ontology annotation, biological process: canonical Wnt signaling pathway; non-canonical Wnt signaling pathway. NCBI's taxonomy places the organism in Eukaryota, Metazoa, Chordata, Actinopteri, Scombriformes, Scombridae. Bases 1 to 1710 code for a protein of 569 amino acids. The record is from RefSeq and is a predicted model, not a curated record. The transcript has a single exon. Gene Ontology annotation, cellular component: plasma membrane. Gene Ontology annotation, molecular function: Wnt receptor activity; Wnt-protein binding.